AUGCAAGACGGCCCUGCUGAGGCUUUAAUAUUAGCUUCGCCAACCCACCCCCCAUUGGAGACGUACCUCAAUCGUCUAAAUCCCCAGCCAAUAUCAAUCAACACGGCAUUCGAUCGCUUCCGAUGGCCUGCUUUUGCUCCGAUUUCUGAGAUCAGAGUUCUCAGGGACUCUGCGGAUGAGGACUCUGAGCAGGACCUAUACCAGGCUAAAGACAGGGAUGGUACUUUCUCGCUUCACCAUAUUGCUAGCGAAUCGUAUACCAACCCUCCAGUAUCCUCGAUAACAACUUCAAUCGACAUUCUAUACGAAUACAGCUGCCGAGUCACAUGGGAAGAACUUCAUAUAGUUGAUCGUUACACAGUAGGAGACGAUGUCGAUGUCCCUUGUAGCUGCUGUAAUCGGAUGCCGUACUGCGAACCGAAGCCACUCAUCAUCCGUGCAACCUCGAAGACAUAUGUCACUAUCGAAGACAUUGUCUCACAAGUGACUGAAUAUGUUAAUAGUCUACGGGAGGAUAUUCUUGAGGCUUUGGAUGCUGUUGGAGAGCAUUCUGGAGAAAGAACCCCAGACUUUUCUUCCUGGGUUUUCUUUUCCCGCAACAGUAUUAACAUUGAAGAGGCACGCUCUCUUGAAGAGCUAAUCAAGACUUGGAGAUACCGUGCGAAGGUUGUGCGAAGAAGUCGUCUGGGUUUGCAUUAUAAACCGGUAAAUCUAUCUUGA
Messenger RNA from Colletotrichum truncatum, 720 nucleotides. RefSeq lists its product as uncharacterized. The record is from RefSeq and is a predicted model, not a curated record. Lineage: Eukaryota; Fungi; Ascomycota; Sordariomycetes; Glomerellales; Glomerellaceae.